AUGUCUAAUGUUUCGGUUGGAACUUUCGCACCUGCUCAAGAUCACUCUGAGUUUGCGGUUGUCUUUUCUGCGGUUCAUGAGCCGGUCUGGGAUGUUUCUGUUGAGCCUUGGGCGUCUGGUAGUAACAGCUCUUUAAGCGCCACGAGUAUCGCAGCCGUGUUUCUUGACAUAUUUGCACAAUGCUUGACUCCAAGCAGCGACCAUGAGGCUCAACUCCAAGCGCUCUUAUCACCAUCGGCUUCUCUCAGUUCCACUUCCUCCACAUCCCCCCGACUGAAGGAGAACAGUGCUGAUCCUGAUACUGGCCAACUUGCCACCUGCGGCGUUGGAGACGAGAGUGACGGGGUUGCCAAGUUUGAGGCGGCUGUUCGGAGAAAUGCCAAUAAGCAGCUCAAGAAUGAGAUCCAGGCCUACGAGUGGCUGAGAGAGGUCCAGGGUGCUUUGAUCCCGCGCCUCUACGCCGUUAUGCGCCUUCCCCUCGCUUCAGAAGGCCUGAGUGAAGAGGCCUGUUACCUCGAUGUCUACGUCAUCAUCCUGCAGGCCAUCUCGGGCCCGACGCUGGAGGAUCUACCCGAAAAACCAUCCGUGCUAUCAACCGAACAAGCACUCACGUCAAUCCUCCAACACGUAUUCAACGCGAGGCGCCAGCUCGUCGUCAAAUGA
Messenger RNA from Fusarium sp. VM40, 663 nucleotides. The record is from the annotation of a GenBank genome assembly. Lineage: Eukaryota; Fungi; Ascomycota; Sordariomycetes; Hypocreales; Nectriaceae.